Molecule: messenger RNA, 2250 nt
Organism: Cucurbitaria berberidis CBS 394.84
Lineage: Eukaryota; Fungi; Ascomycota; Dothideomycetes; Pleosporales; Cucurbitariaceae
Exons: 3
Coding region: 201-2111 (636 amino acids)
Source: RefSeq, a predicted model, not a curated record
CUCCUUCUCCUUCCUCCCGCUUCUCCGGCCGAAAACAUAGCUGCAACAAUUUUGGAAUUUUUAAAAAGGUGGCGUUAUGCCCUCGAUACACUCUCAGCAUACAUCAGAGGUACACGCAGUCAGAUCUAUUAGGGGACCUGCAUCCGACCCAAGACGCCUUCAUCGUCCUCCCUUUCGUGGUAAAAGAGUCGCAUACGUCUAUGAGACGGUGGCCAGAAAAACAGAAGUCUCUUCUGUGGGCCCAGAAUUCGAGGCCACGGCGUCAAACCAAGAUUAGUAUACCCUACGAUGUCCUGGAUAAAGUGGUAUAUCACGUCUUUGUUGGUCACCGAGGAGACUUGUUGAAGCUAUGCCGAGUCUGCAUAGUCGCAUACUUUGCUUGCAUCCCCUGGAUUUACAGGAUCAUUACGAUCGAUUUCUCAGAUCACCUAGGGCGCGUCCUGCUCCAACGGCUAUCCAAGGUUUAUUCCAAUUUACCAGUAUUCGUGCGAACUAUAGCACUGAAGAGCUGUGACCAGGCCACUACAGCUGAAUGGAGGUUGCUGGACAAAACCUUGGCACAGGUUACAAGACUACAGGAAUUAUCCUGGGAUGACUAUGCAGCACUCCCAGAGUUCGUGCUCGACAGUAUACACUUCCACCACCCAAAAUCUAGAAUCAGGACAAGGGUGACUCAGAUGUUUGCUGGGCAAAUCGCAAGUACAAGUCGAUUGCCUCCCACACGGUACUUCUUUACUAGUCCGGUCCUCGAACAUCUAACAUCAUUUGAUUUCUCUGCCCAGAGCAAUGCCCUUUUGUACGACGACUUCAAAGGCGACCUAGUCGAUCUCCUCAAAAGUGCCCCGAACUUGGGCGUUUUGCGCAUAUACCGUGGGCCGGUUGAAAAUGACGGAAGGAAGUUCUUCCCUGAGCUGUUAUCACGGUUCAGAACCCCUCGUCUUCCGCAGUUGGAGGUGCUCUACCUCACAAUCAGAUCAGUCAUCUUCACGAGAAUGGAGCUUAAUGCAUGGGGUGUGCAAGAUGGAUGGUCUAAGCUGCAGUACCUGAUGCUUUCUCGCGCUACGGAUCUCAUACCUUUUAUCUCUCGGGUGCCACGGCUCACCUAUCUGAAUAUCCUUGCAGACAAAGGGGAAGGAAUGGAAGAACUCACGGAGCACCUCGAACCGUGCACAGGCGCACCUCUCGGCAGGGUCAGAACGCUGGUGUAUAAUCAUUUCAUGGAUGCUGACGAUCAGUCAAAUGCAAGAAUCAUGCACGCGCUGCCUUGGUCCAUCCUGGAUAAAACUGCGCGAACACUGACCAAGUAUACUUCAUGGCACCAACCCUACGAGGUCUUCUGGCCAGGCUUUGCUAUGCCGAAUCUCUUCGACCUUGGUCUUUUUCCUGGAAAAUCUCCUGCGUUGACGGAUCUGACGCUGGAUAUUUGCGUUUUAUAUAAUCUCUGGCCACGCGAAGUCCUUAGGCAGCUGGCAGCUUUCCAGAAUGUCAGGAGAUUAAGGCUGUACGUACAUCAGCCCAUGCAGCCUGGCCUAGACAACUUUCUGGUAGACAUGUUGCAUCAAAACGGAUGGCACCCUGCCGAAGAUUUAGACUUCAGAGGUGCCUUCCAGAUUAUCAUUGCGGCACAAGCAAAGCCCAGCCAUAAACAAAAGCUUCUUGUAGAAUUCAAGCUUGUCCGCGACUACAAGAAUAUGGAAUCCCACAUUCACGAUCCGGAUUGGAGGUUAUAUAUGACCAAAACAGGACACAUUGUCAUAUCCAGACGAAAUACGCGCCAGGAGCCCGAACCCAACAUUUCACCUCGCAAAAAAUACGCCAAUCUGUCAUCGAGAGAACUCAAAAACAGGCAGCAGACCCUGCGGUCGUUAAUAGAUAUAGGCCAUCGGGUUCAAAACAGCCGUGAGAUGAAGAAGCUUGAUGAUGAUUGGGUGGAUAUUAUCAUUGAGAUCACGCGUCGCAAUAAGAUUGCAAUUCUAGAGAAGAAGUAUGGAGAUGCGACGUUCACGCUGUAUGAUAAAUGGACAGCCAAGAAUAAGAUAUACCCUUACGUGGGAUCUCUACCAGCCACGCAUUCGGUAUUGGCAUGUUUGUUUCGGAGCGUAUCUGUUUAGACAGAAGCGAGACACGAUCAAAACAUGGAACACAAAGUCUCACCCACUUCGGAGACAAGAACAAUGCCAUGAAAUGUUUUGCAACUUAUCUGCAUGAAUCAAAGAAUAUGGCUUGAGACAAAUGGCAAUCGAAGUCCAA